UAUGACGUCACAUUGAAGUGUUUACAAAUGGCGAAUAAUUUUCACAACAUCGUUUUCUUAACGUGCUCAUUAUUAAUAUUAUUUACCGUUCGUGUAUCGAAAUGCAGUCCCGUAACACCAGCUGCAACAGGUGGACCUUUGCCAAAUGUCGAAAGUAGUCGUUCCACUGGGGCCUCAACAGAUGGACCAUUGCCCACGACCUCAAGUAGCCAUUAUACUGUAGCCCAACCAGGUGGACCUUUACCAACGACCCCAAGAAGUCAUUUCAGACAAGUCAUACCCCUCGUCCUGAAUAAACUGGGUUUGUCAGACGUCUCAGAGAUGAAUGAUCCAUGCGAACCCAACCCAUGUCUGCACAGAGGACAGUGCCAUCUGAACCCAUCCCAUAAACCCGAGAAGUACAUGUGCGCAUGCCCACUCGGCAGGAUGGGACAGAUCUGCAACGAAACCGUAUCGGACUGUGACCGUCUUGACUGCAUCACCCUCUCUGACUGCCUCUCCACGCCGGAUGGCGCUCUGUGCGUCUGCGAUUCUGGGGACUUUGGGCAUUUCUGUUCAUUAUCCAUGCGGAAAACUACGGAAUGGCAGAAAAUUCGGAAGUCGCUCUUGGUCCAGACAGUGGUAAUUUCGGAGGCCAUUUUGUUUGGGAUGGCGGUUGUCUUCGCUUUGGUUUUCGUCAGUUGCCUUAUCCACUGUUGUCGUGUUGCGAAACUGCACCAAACCCACAUGGAGAUGUAUAAAGAUGUUGUCGAUAAUGGCAAAGUGCCAACGGAGGUCCCACCGGGCUGGCCGGAAGUUAGUCGUGACCUCAUCAAGACGACGAUAUGCUGUGGGAAGUCCUCUCUGCCAGUGAAUUAUGGAAUUUCGAUAACAAAGUCGGAGCAAAAGAACAAGAAGAAAGAUAAAGAUAAGGAAAAGAAAAGCAAGGAGAGUAAGAAAGGAAAAAAGGACCGAGACGACCAGAAUGACAAUUACCAUAGAGUUCAGAAUUGAUGGUGUCCACUCCCGGAGAUUGUCCUGCUGUCAGACUGCGCACUGCCUCCUCCACCUCGUCCUUUAGUAUGGACGGACUGAUCACCAGGUAAGACAAACUUAUUUUACUGUUCCUUAACAAUGUUCGUUUUGAACUACAGGUAUUCCACACAUUGUUUUGUUGUUAGUUAACGCAUUUAAUGACAUUUAAAAAAUGUAAAUAUUUAAAACAAGUCCCUGUUAAGUGACUGGUUUUCACAUUCAAAUUUACGAAGUAUGUGCGCUGUAGCGUUCGUUUGUUCAAUAUGAGGGUUCUUAUCCCAGAUUCCGCUUUUUUUCAACCUUAUUCCUUGAUUGUAUGGUCUUUAAAGAAAAAACAACUAUUCCCAAAAAAUGUACUCUGAACAGUCUUUGAAUAUUUUAAUUUCAUAAUGCCAAAAUACGUUAAUCUGUUAACAAGUAUCAUAAUAUACAUUUAUUAUUCUUUGCUACGAUCUCGUUAUCGAUACUCUCUAUCAUAUAUAUAUGGGUCGUGCUCGCGGAAAAAGGGGUGUAAUGCAUGUGCGUAAAGAGCCGUCCCAGAUUAGCCCGUUCGAUCCACACAGGCUUAUCUGCGACGACACUUAACUAAACUUGAUUUUUGCUACGAGGAUACUUUUUUUAAACGAAAAAUACCAUAGAAGCGGAAAGUGCCGUCCUUGAAUAGCCUGUGCGAAACGGACUUGUUUGAAAAUAUCUGGGCUAAUAUCUCAGGCGAUUCUGGGACGACACUUUACGUACAUGCAUUUAACUUUUCUUAUAUUAAAUAAUAAUAAGGUGCAUCAACACACUUUUCGAUCAUCUCCCUUUGACUACCACAUGUUAACUGGUUCCCCGUUGAAUAUAACCGUUGACUAUAAUAUAUAUACAUAGAGAGUAACGAUAGAUAAGGGGAGGUAACCAAUCUAUACCACAUGAUGCGAUGCGGUUUAUCUCCCUUUUACUACCCUAUGAUACAAUACUGGUUAUCUCCCUUUUACUACCCGAUGAUACGAUACAAUUUAUUGGGUUCAUACAUUAAUUGCUAUUAUUGCAAACUCAAAAACCUAUAUUUCAAAAGUAUGGGAAAAUCUGGAGCAGGACAUGUAAAAUACAUAACAGAACCUUGAUUUAAAAAAGGACAGAAAGUGCAAAUUUCAUUAAAAUACCAUAUUUAACUUAGCGCAUCAUAAACAAUACGAUUUUAAUCUUAUCAUCUUUAGUCUAUCUGCUGGCAUGCGAAAAUGUAUGUGUUGGAUUGAUUGAUUAAAAUUAAUUAAAUCGCUUUCUGGAUUAACGGGGCUUAAUGCUAAAUGUGUCCCACAAAUUGGCAUGUGCAGUCCUAAACUGAAUUAACGCUAAGAAGAGACCUUUAAGCGAAAAAUACCAUUAAAAAUACCAUUAAAAAUACCAUUAAAAAUACCAUUAAAACGGAAAGUGUCGUCCCUGAGCAGCUUGAGCGGACUGCUCAGAUUAAUUUCGGACGUACAUUUAUUUAAUCAUUAUUGUCCUGAAAUCGUUUUGAAAUUUUCAGUUUAAUAAUUCAUUGCUUACAAUAUCAAUCUACUAAAGAAUUGAGUCAGGAGCUUCUAAUUAAUAAUAAUUAACCUUCAAUUCAAUUAAAUUCGGAUGCCCAUCACAUACUGACUUUUUUUUAAAGUUUGAAGAAUCAACUGAACGGAGAUUAAUUGUCUGCUACAAUGACAGUAAAAUUUGGCUGAUCAUAUAGAAGGCAUAAAGACGUAAUAAAAUCUUUUUAUUUUAAAACAUAAAACAUUAAAAUAUUCUGUUAAUUUUUAGAAAGACCCCGAAAUUACAUUAUUACCUCUAAUGUUGACAGUUUUAUUUUCAAAACUUACGCAUUUACUUUUCUUUUAGUUUCACAUUUAAAAUAAGACACCAAUAUGAUAUUCAUAAAUAAAUAAAAUACAUUCAGAGACAUAAUUUCUGCAAUACUUGUAUUAUGAAAAAAUGUCAAUAGACUUACUAAUUCACAAGUCGAUUAAAAACCUCUAUAAAAUGUCAACACCGACAAGAACUUGCGUACUUUAAAGCUAAUUCUUCAACUUCGUAUUAUUGUUGUCAUAAUUUGUGAUCCUCCAAGAAUAAAUGCCAGACAGUAUCUCGGGGCAUUAUCUGACAAUAACACUCGAUUCGUACUUCGCCAUUCCUAAUCAAGACGAACAUUACAAUCGUCCAGGAUAUUGAGAAUUAAUCAUUUAAAUAGGAUACGUGAAGCUAUUUUCUUGGCUAUCUUAACAAAAAUCUUAUUCUAAUACUGUUAUAAGACGUCCUGAUUCGCAGAUACUCGCUCGAAAGUACCGUCAUUUACGUUUAUAAUUAACUGGAAGGGAUUUUCGGAUACAUCUUUUGCCGGACAUGUCGUCUGCUAAGACGCCUUUAUAGCCAUUUGCUGUCGAAUUAUUGUUCCCUGGCGUACUGGGAAGAACGAUAGCUUUGCAAGUCUGACUACCAGAACGAUCAGAAGACUUAGUGAAUACCAUUAAACCAAAUUGAAGACAAUUUGUUCGAACCCGGUAGUCGUUUUUCUGUUUGUUUUCCUGUUGUUUUCAUUGUGUUCACAUUGGCCAUCGAGUUUGUGAUUAUCGGCGACGGGAAAGGAAUAUAACAGCUCCCUGUAACUGAGCUGUAGAAUGUCAAAUAAAUUAAAUUGUGGUACUUUC
Messenger RNA from Dreissena polymorpha, 3674 nucleotides. RefSeq names its product agrin-like. The record is from RefSeq and is a predicted model, not a curated record. The transcript is spliced from 7 exons. Bases 28 to 993 code for a protein of 321 amino acids. NCBI's taxonomy places the organism in Eukaryota, Metazoa, Mollusca, Bivalvia, Myida, Dreissenidae.